This is a messenger RNA of Boeremia exigua, 483 nucleotides long. RefSeq lists its product as uncharacterized. The coding region runs from base 1 to 483 and encodes 160 amino acids. The record is from RefSeq and is a predicted model, not a curated record. Lineage: Eukaryota; Fungi; Ascomycota; Dothideomycetes; Pleosporales; Didymellaceae. The transcript has 4 exons. Gene Ontology annotation, cellular component: plasma membrane.
AUGAGAGCCUUUGGCUAUCUCAUCGCUGGCGUGGCACUACUCACCACAACAGCGGCGCAGCUACUACCUGCACAGAAACUCCCUGCUGCCAACGCCGCCUUAAGCAACGGCUGGAGAUACAAAGGAUGCUUCUCUGAUGUGAAUGCUGCCCUCCUCAAUACCGACCGCGCUCUUGGAGGUUACCUCCAGAUACUGAACACCAACGGCGGCGCCGCCUGUACCAGCGUGUGCAGGAGCCAGGGCUUCAAGUAUGCCGGCACAGACGAUAAUGCGUGCUGGUGUGACAACGUUAUCAACCGCAACAACUCGAUCACUGCUGGCAUUGCAGCCCCACUUGGCGACCUCAAUUGCCAGACCGGCUGCCGAGGGAACCUGAACGAGGCUUGUGGACAGACGAAUUUGUUCAUCUCCAUCUAUGAGUUCACUGGUGCGGGGAGCGAUCGGGCGCUCGGUGGUGGAGAGAACUGGUGGGGACCGGGAUGA